Mobula hypostoma (lesser devil ray) is the source of this 5916-nucleotide messenger RNA. It is a transcript of the gene dnm2a, whose product is annotated as dynamin 2a. Gene Ontology annotation, biological process: synaptic vesicle endocytosis. The record is from RefSeq and is a predicted model, not a curated record. Lineage: Eukaryota; Metazoa; Chordata; Chondrichthyes; Myliobatiformes; Myliobatidae. The transcript has 21 exons. Bases 79 to 2670 code for a protein of 863 amino acids. Gene Ontology annotation, cellular component: cytoplasm; microtubule; membrane. Gene Ontology annotation, molecular function: microtubule binding; GTP binding; GTPase activity.
GGGUGGGAGCGGAAGCACAGGCCGCAGGCGGUGAGAGUGAACGAGUCCGGGCCGGGGGCCGGGAUCGGGAUCGCCGCCAUGGGGAACCGGGGGAUGGAGGAGCUGAUUCCGCUGGUUAACAAGCUGCAGGAUGCCUUCAGUUCCAUCGGGCAGAGCUGUAAUCUCGACUUGCCGCAGAUCGCUGUGGUGGGCGGGCAGAGUGCCGGCAAGAGCUCGGUACUCGAGAACUUCGUCGGCAGGGAUUUCCUUCCUCGUGGCUCAGGGAUUGUCACUCGCCGACCGCUCAUUCUGCAGCUGAUCAAUGCAAAAACAGAACAUGCUGAGUUCCUGCACUGCAAGGGGAAGAAGUUUACAGAUUUUGAUGAGGUUCGGCAGGAGAUCGAAGUUGAGACAGACAGAGUCACCGGGAGUAAUAAGGGGAUCUCAGCAAUUCCUAUUAACCUAAGAGUGUAUUCUCCACAUGUUUUAAAUUUGACUCUGAUCGAUUUGCCGGGCAUCACCAAGGUGCCUGUUGGUGACCAGCCUGCCGACAUUGAAUACCAGAUCAAGGAAAUGAUCAUGCAGUUCAUCAGUAAGGAUAACUGUCUCAUCUUGGCUGUCACUCCAGCAAACUCUGACCUUGCCAAUUCAGAUGCACUGAAGAUCGCGAAGGAGGUGGACCCACAAGGUUUAAGGAUCAUUGGUGUGAUCACUAAGUUGGAUCUAAUGGAUGAAGGGACGGAUGCGAGGGAUAUUCUAGAAAAUCGUCUCCUGCCUCUCCGUAGGGGUUACAUUGGUGUGGUGAAUAGAAGUCAGAAAGACAUAGAUGGGAAGAAAGAUAUCCGUGCAGCCCUUGCAGCUGAAAGGAAGUUUUUCCUGUCGCACCCCUCAUACAGGCAUAUGGCUGAUCGCAUGGGGACUCCGCAUCUGCAGAAGAUACUGAACCAGCAACUGACAAACCACAUCCGUGAAACCUUGCCUGCAUUACGAAACAAGCUGCAGAGCCAGAUGCUUUCCCUGGAGAAGGAGGUAGAGGAAUAUAAAAACUUCCGACCAGAUGAUCCCACAAGAAAAACCAAAGCACUCCUCCAGAUGGUGCAACAGUUUGGGGUGGAUUUUGAGAAGAGAAUUGAAGGCUCGGGGGACCAAGUGGAUACAGUCGAACUGUCUGGUGGUGCAAGAAUUAAUCGUAUCUUCCAUGAGCGGUUCCCGUUUGAGCUUGUGAAGAUGGAGUUUGAUGAAAAGGAUCUGAGAAGAGAGAUCAGUUAUGCAAUCAAAAAUAUCCAUGGCGUUAGAACGGGGCUGUUCACCCCGGACUUGGCGUUUGAAGCAAUUGUGAAAAAGCAGGUGGUGAAGCUGAAAGCUCCGUGUUUGAAGUGUGUGGACAUGGUAAUCCAGGAGCUGGUAAACACAGUCAGACAGUGCACACUGAAGCUGAACUCCUUUCCCAGGUUACGAGAAGAGACAGAGAGAAUUGUAACCACUCAUGUUCGAGACCGUGAAGGAAAGACCAAGGAUCAGAUACUUCUGCUGAUUGAUAUUGAAUUAUCUUACAUCAACACAAACCACGAGGACUUUAUUGGAUUUGCCAAUGCACAACAAAGGAGCAGUCAGCUAGCAAAGAAACGGACGGUUCCCAAUCAGGGUGAGAUCUUGGUCAUCCGCAGGGGCUGGAUCACUAUCAACAACAUCAGCCUCAUGAAGGGUGGUUCAAAAGAAUACUGGUUCGUGCUGACAGCAGAAUCACUCUCCUGGUAUAAGGAUGAUGAGGAGAAAGAGAAGAAGUACAUGCUGCCCCUCGACAACCUGAAGCUGAAGGAUGUGGAGAAAGGUUUCAUGUCCACUAAGCACAUCUUUGCACUCUUCAACACUGAACACAGAAACGUUUAUAAAGACUACCGGCAGAUAGAGCUGGCCUGCGAGUCCCAGGAGGAUGUGGACAGUUGGAAGGCUUCUUUCCUGAGAGCUGGGGUUUAUCCAGAGAGGGAGAAUGCAGAAGACGAGGAGAGCGGAAGCACUUCAGACACGUUUUCGAUGGACCCUCAGCUGGAACGACAAGUGGAGACGAUUCGCAACCUGGUGGAUUCCUAUAUGGGCAUUGUCAAUAAGUCAAUCAGGGAUCUGAUGCCAAAGACCAUCAUGCACCUCAUGAUCAACAAUACCAAGGACUUCAUCCACUCGGAGCUGCUGGCCUUCCUGUACUCCUCCACGGACCAAAACAGCUUAAUGGAAGAAUCGGCUGAACAGGCACAGAGACGUGAUGAGAUGCUGCGGAUGUAUCACGCUAUCAAGGAAGCGCUCCACAUCAUCGGGGACAUCAGUACCAGCACCAUCAGUGCGCCGCUGCCCCCACCGGUCGAUGACUCCUGGCUGUCCACUCCGUCAGCGGGGCACAGCCCGAAGCUUCAGCGCCGACCGCACCCUGCAGCGGGACCACCCAGCAGACCGCCUGGGGUACGAGGACCAACCCCGGGACCCCCGCUGAUCCUGACCCCGGUGCAGGCUUUCGGAGCCCCUCCCAUUCCAUCGAGGCCCGCUCCCACAAACGAUGCCUUUGGGGCCCCGCCCCAGAUUCCCUCCCGGCCGGCACGGAUUCCACCUGGACCGCCGGGGCUGCCCAGCAGAAGACCGCCCGCUGCUCCAAACCGGCCCACAAUUAUCCGGACAGCCGAGCAUUCCCUACUGGAUUAAACAGUGGGAUUUAUCCUGUGAAGCAUUUUCUUAUAGGCUAUAGUUGAUUAGCCCUACUUUUUUUGCGUAUUUAACCGCUGAGGGGCAGUAGCGGUGUGAAACACAGGAUCCACAGGGCUGCAUUUACCCAAGUGUAAUCCCGACCUUGCCUUUUCACACAAGCUGGAAGCACUAAGAUGACCUUAACUGAACUUUAUUUAAACAAAGAUUUACCUCUUGGUUUUGUUGUUUUCCCCCAACACCAGACUCUAGGAAGCGGUAUCUCUCACUCACUGCUCCUUUGAUGUGCCCUCUUGAGAAACUUUGCACUUGCCAAAUUGUUUUAUGCCUUUGCCCGCUCCCUGGUUUACAGAACCACUGUAUGUGAAUGAAUUCUAACCACAUGACUUGCUGUCUCUGGGCACUUGUGUUGUGACUGCCUCCCGAACUGAAAGCCAGUACUUCAGGCACCAUGCUCCGUCCCAUCGCUGUUCCACUGCUGCUGGGUGUAUGGCAGCCUUGAGGGCUCCAGGAUCCGGAAUGAGAUCCGUGGCGUUGAAUGAUUUUGUGCAAAGUGGAUUUGGGAUCAUGACCAGAAUGCUCUGACAUUGGAGUGGUCAGUAAGCAGGGGUCGUGUUAGAGGAAUUAAUAGGAUGAGGGAGUGUAGUAGCAAAUUAACCCCUUUUGACGUAUGAGGGGUUAUAAGGUGGGAAGCACCUGGUGGAGGUUGAGGGGAUGAACGCGAAGCAGUGGCGGUAAAGAGUGAGUUCUCUGACUGGGAUGACCGUUGAGGGACACACAAGAGGGACACUUGCUGGCAAAGAUGCCCAGGUGUUAUGAGAGCGGACCCUGGGUUCGCUGCUGUGAGUCGUCACCAACUACAAGCGCAGCUUUAUAAUUAGCUGAUGAAUUCUCUGCCAAGAGGAUACAGCAACGUAAUCUGAUUGCCAUUUGAAUCUUAGAUUCCAGUCACCUUAUAUGUAAUAUAGAUGAGUUUAGAGUUGUUGCUGCAGGUAAGGUCACCCUUCUUCCUCUCGGUACUGCCUUUGUGCCUGAUUUAUUUCUUGUUGAGUACUGCCCAGGAAGAGGAUUAGAUUGGUAAAUUGACCUAACACCACAUCCUGAACCCAUGCCAUAGCUUCCCUUCAAGCUCUUGCAAGUGAGGCUCAGUCAGUUCUUGCAAGCCCUGAAAUGAAUUUCAUGAUGGAAAUUAGAUGUCCACAGUGUAGGUGGGAUUGGUGAAUCUGAUUCUUAACCUGCCCUUUGUCUGUGCUUUGUCCCAGUUUUUCUAGCAUUGUUUAUGAAGCUGGAAUCCAUUUUCCUGGUUAAAUUAUUUUCACAAGCACAUAUUCGUGAUGUAAAUAGCCUGUUCAUUGAUUGUAGCAAUAUUCUGCUGGGGCUGUGUGGCCAGAUGUUUGGGGCAGCUGCUGCUGAACAGUGAACUGGGCAUUAACUUCUAAUCUACAGCAUUCUCUGUGCAAGUUGUGGGAGUUAAAUACCAGUCAUUCAGGUAGGUCAAAAAAAAAUUAGGAACAAUUUAAGAGUAGAGAUUCCUCUGGUCUGUAAUCAGCUCUCCCUCUCCUCUCCCUGGCAUACUCCCCCACUCACCAUCCCUAAAUCCCACCAAAUUUCAAAAUGUCCAGGGUAAGAUUGUCCAAAGCAGAAUGGAACAGCAUUUGAGAGUCCUCUGUACAUUUGAUGGGAGUGGGUUAAAAGCAAUGUUCACCCAGCCUUCCCCAAGAAAUCAUUCUCAAAUAUCCUAAUGGUCUUACUGUCCUGCUGUGGUGGGAGCAGUUUUAUAUAAAAGUAUAUAUAUUAGUUAUUGAAUCAAAACUAAUUUCUCUCACUUUUAGAGGGAGAAUUUGCUGGAGGCACUUGGGUAUAAUCCUUGAAACAUUAUCACCAUUGCGAUUAAGAGAACAUAACUCAUGCAAUGUGGGACAGGGGGUUCCACCAGGUUUCGGGAGAUUAGCACCAAACUCCUGUUGGUUUUUGUAAUAUAAAUGGCAAAUUCUGAUCACUGAUCUUUCCAUAAACUAUAAUUUCUAGAGGGAAAAAAGAUAACUGAAUUAAUUAACUAUUUUACAAAGUAGUGACUGAGAUCUUUUGCAAUGAUUAUUUCAUCAAAUGUUCAGAUCAGGGUUCUGCCUCAAUUAACAGAUACCUGAAUGUUCUCUCUCCUGCUGUGUGAUUCUAUUGACUGUUAACUGAUUUGAAAUGAAGUGCCUGCAUUCUGUAUGGUAAUGAAUUGAAAUAAAGGGAUCUACAGUAGAAGGAGCUUUUUCCUUGUGUCUCUUUGUCUUCCGUUUUCCUCUGGCUUUGGGUUCCAGGAAAUGGUGGAGGUGCUGGUGAAUAAAAGUUUAACUAGAUGAUGGAAAUUGGAAACUUAAAAAGUUGCUGGAAACACUCAAGGAUUAAGCAGCAUCUGUGGUAGGAGAAAGUUAAUAUUUUGGGUCCAGCGUCCACCACUUUCCGUUUUAGUGGGAGUUUGGGGUUGAGGUGAGACAUGUACUCAGUGGCCACUUUAUUAGAUACAGGAGUAGAACCUGCUGCUGUAACCCAUCCACAAAAAGGUUUGACGUGUUGUGCAUUCAGAGAUGCUCUUCUGCACACCAUUGUUUGUAACAUGGCUAUAUGAGUUACUGUUGCCUUCCUGUCAGCUUGAACCAGUCUGGCCAUUCUCACAAGACAUUUUCACCCACAUAACUGUCGCUCACUGGAUGUUUUAAUUGUUUCUCACACCACUCUCUGUAAACUCUAGAGACUGUGGUGUGAGAAAAUCCCAGCAGAUCAGUAGUUUCUGAGAUACUCAAACCACCCCAUCUGGCAUGAACGUUCCAUGGUUAAAGUCAUUUAGAUCACAUUUCUUCCCCAUUCUGAUCUUUGGUCUGGACAAUAACUCUCAACCAUGUCUGUAUGCCUUUAUGCGCUGAGUUGCUGCAGCAUGAUUGGCUGAUUAGAGGUGUGCAGGUGUACCUAAUGGUCUGGCCACUGAGUGUGUGCACAAAGGAAAAUGCUACCAUUAAACAUUCUGAGUGGGUUUAACGCGGUUUUCGAUCUUGUUGACUACUCAGGUUAUUGGGACUGUUGAUGCCCUUUACCUUUCUGAUCUUCACAGUCACGAUUUUCAGAACGCACUGUUUCCUGUGUUCAAAGUGUAGGUUGGUACUUCAGAAGAGUUAAUCUAAAAUGAUAGUCAUACUAUCAUACAAAGGGCCAUUCAGUGCAUCGUGACUGUGCUGUGAGUUUGUUUUGUUAAGACUGCAU